AGUCCCACAUUCAGGAGGUGGGGGGAGGGGCCUGCGCUGCAUUUGCACCCAUGAUUGGCCCGCGAUAUUAAAAUUUACUGCUUUAUCUCCGCGGGUUCGAGGAGCAGGUCUGGCGUUAUAAAUAGGGCCACCAGUCGCGGUGAUGAAAAUGAGCACAGAUCCGCUUCAUGAUCUAUGUGAGAAGGAUGCUGCAACAAGCUUUACGAGUGUCCGGCCGGAGCAUCUUCCCACUGCUCAAGUGGAUGGAGAGGUGGGCUGAGGCCGCAUCAGCAGCCGGCCCGGAGGGGACCAAGACGGCACUGAGGACCCUGGACGAGAUGCCCGGACCGUCGGUAGCCAGCUUCGCGUGGGACUUGUUCGCCAAACGGGGGCUGUCACGGCUGCACGAGUUACAGCUGGAAGGAGUAAAGCGAUAUGGGUCCAUGUGGAAGGCGAGCUUCGGUCCUAUCUUGACAGUUCACGUGGCCGAUCCAGCGCUCAUUGAGCAGGUACUGAGGCAGGAGGGCCAGCACCCCAUGCGCUCUGACCUCUCCUCCUGGAAGGACUACAGGGAUCUCAGAGGACAUCACUAUGGGCUCCUGACAUCUGAGGGGGAGGAGUGGCAGUCGGUGAGAAGUCUCCUGGGGAAGCACAUGUUGAGGCCGAAGGCAGUCGAGGCUUACGAUAAAGCCCUGAACAAUGUGGUCGAUGACCUGAUAGCCAAGCUUCGCCACAGCAGACAUUCCCAAGGCCUCGUCACAGACAUCGCCAGCGAGUUCUAUCGCUUUGGGCUCGAGGGCAUUUCUUCAGUGUUGUUUGAAUCCAGAAUUGGUUGCCUGGAUCAGGUUGUUCCUGAAGAGACAGAACGUUUCAUCCAGUCCAUCAACACCAUGUUUGUAAUGACACUUCUAACCAUGGCCAUGCCAAGUUGGUUGCACCAGCUGUUUCCUAAACCCUGGAACAUCUUCUGUCAGUGCUGGGACUACAUGUUUGACUUCGCGAAAGGUCACAUUGACCAGCGCUUGACGACUGAAGCUGAGAAAGUCGCCCGCGGGGAGAAGGUUGAGGGCCGUUAUCUCACCUACUUCCUGUCGCAGACCGGGCUGCCCAUGAAGACCGUCUACAGCAACGUCACAGAGCUGCUUCUUGCAGGAGUCGACACAAUCUCUGCCACUAUGUCCUGGUCAUUGUACGAACUGUCCCGCCACCCUGAGGUGCAGACCUCGCUCCGUGAAGAGGUGCUGAGCAUAAUGGAUGGUCGAAGCGUACCGGAGGCAGCAGAUGUGGCGCACAUGCCUCUCCUGAAGGCCACAGUCAAAGAAGUGCUCAGGUUGUACCCUGUUAUUCCUGCCAACGCAAGAGUCAUUACAGAGAGAGACGUCCAGGUCGGAGGAUACCUCCUCCCUAAAAACACUCUGAUUACCCUGUGCCAAUUUGCAACAUCACGGGACCCAGCAGUGUUUCCAAAUCCCAAUGAAUUCCAGCCCCAUCGAUGGUUGAACAAAGACGAGACUCAUCACGCGUACGCCUCCAUACCCUUUGGGGUGGGAAAGCGCAGCUGCAUAGGUCGUCGUAUUGCUGAGCUGGAGCUCUAUCUUGCUCUUGCCAGGAUCCUCAUGGAGUUUGACGUGAGGCCAGACCCAGAAGGGAUUUCUGUGAAGCCGAUGACACGGACGCUCCUAGUCCCUGAAAAUGUCAUUAACCUCCAGUUUAUUGAACGAUGACCCGCUCUCCACUCCUGUUUUGUGAACUAGAACUCGGGUCUCUCCUCAGUCGAGAGCAUUAGUAGACAGAGUUAUCACGGGAAUCAUUAGAGCGGACCUUCAACCUUCGACACAGCAAAGACCAAAGCCCUACUUGUCAGCUGGUGUGUGGAGGCUGACAUACGGAGAAGGACAACUGAAUGAAGGAUGAGCAGUGACAGCUCAUAACUGAUCAAAUCACCAUCAAGCACUUAUUUGCACAGAGGCUAAGAGCAAGCCGGUAAUCUCCUUCAGCACAAACUUCAGAGUUUUAUCAGACCACGUUGUAUUUUUACAAAAUGCCGGUGCUUGAAUCUGGUAUCCUCUUCUUAAAUAUGAUUAUGAGCUCUGAUCUCAGAAAUUUCCUGUAUGUUUCAGUUGUGUUUUAAGCCUUAAAUGAUCCAGGAGUAGAGACUGGCACUUGAACACACUAUCUCUGUUUUUUAUUGAGCUACUGUGAGAGCUACUUUCGUAUACACGCAAUGUUCGACACAUUGAUCACAGUGACUUUCAUGAGGUGCUUAUGAAAAACUUUCAGUGACAUGUUCCAUUGAGAAAUGGCAGCUGCUGAAAUUAUUCCUGUGUAGGAAUACAUGGUGCCACUGUCCCAAAUGUAGACUCUGUAAGUCUGUGUACUGUCUUCAAAGUGUGAAUGCGUGCUACAAUUCAAGAAUGCAACACAAUGCAAGUAUCUGUUUUUGUUGUUUGUUUUUUUCUACAAGUGAUGUGCCACCAUUUUAUAAUGUAACAAGCUUCAGUAUCUGAACUCUGUAUUUAUUCUAAUUAAAUUAAAACACAUUUUGAAACUGUUACUGUAAAUGUCAAUAAAGCUGUCCAAUUGGACUUUGGUUGUGUCAGGUACAGACAGACAACUGG
Molecule: messenger RNA, 2597 nt
Organism: Larimichthys crocea (large yellow croaker)
Lineage: Eukaryota; Metazoa; Chordata; Actinopteri; Sciaenidae
Gene: cyp27b1
Product: cytochrome P450, family 27, subfamily B, polypeptide 1
Exons: 9
Coding region: 168-1703 (511 amino acids)
Biological process (GO): glucocorticoid biosynthetic process; C21-steroid hormone biosynthetic process; cellular response to peptide hormone stimulus
Cellular component (GO): mitochondrial inner membrane
Molecular function (GO): monooxygenase activity; heme binding; oxidoreductase activity, acting on paired donors, with incorporation or reduction of molecular oxygen
Source: RefSeq, a predicted model, not a curated record